This is a messenger RNA of Rhipicephalus sanguineus (brown dog tick), 312 nucleotides long. RefSeq lists its product as uncharacterized. Gene Ontology annotation, molecular function: protein binding. The record is from RefSeq and is a predicted model, not a curated record. The annotation marks the transcript as partial. NCBI's taxonomy places the organism in Eukaryota, Metazoa, Arthropoda, Arachnida, Ixodida, Ixodidae. The transcript has 3 exons.
AUGGUGUAUGCCACAACGGUAAAGGGACUACGAAGUGAUACCUACUACGACCUGCGUGUCUUGGUCAUCGAUCAAGACGGCAUGUACAGGGAACGUGGCGCAAAAGUCACGCGUUUCAGAACCGCUUGUGGGGAACCGUUGCGGCCUCCUCAAAAUGUGGACAUAAGCAACAGCAGCACGAGCGAAAUCAUCGUGAGGUGGACGAACCCUGGCAUGGAGUAUUGGCAGUGCUGGAGCGUGAAUGUUGUACUCGAAAUCAAUGAUACGACACUGGAGUUCAACUUGACCGAGUCUAACGCGAGGCCCGGUGAU